Molecule: messenger RNA, 576 nt
Organism: Coprinopsis cinerea okayama7#130
Lineage: Eukaryota; Fungi; Basidiomycota; Agaricomycetes; Agaricales; Psathyrellaceae
Exons: 8
Coding region: 1-576 (191 amino acids)
Source: RefSeq, a predicted model, not a curated record
AUGUCGACACCCUCACCUCCGAUUAACCUCCACGAUUCAGUCGGUGCCCUUCAGCUGGGCUCACUAUUUGCCGUGUUUCUCUUUGGAGUAGUCACUCUUCAGUCCCACUUGUACUAUCAGCAAUUCAGGAACGACAAGAUCCACCUCAAGGCCCUAGUUGCUCUAGUAUGGAUUCUAGAACUCGGCCACACGUUCUGCAUCGCCGCAGAGAUAUACAAAGCUACUAUUAUCCAUUACGGCCGACCAGACAAACUAUUUCCUUUCCCUUAUCUAGGAGCUUCAACCGCUGUCGGAGGGUCCAUCGCAUUCCUCGCUCAUUAUACUAUCUGCACUUCAUUGGUUCCGAGCUUGUCGGCAGUGAUCAUGGUCAUUUGCUUCCAUGUAAAACCAACAGCUAUGAUAUGGAUUGCAGUCUAUAUCUGCCUUGCAAAAUGUAUGUGUUCGACCAUCGUUCUCACUUCCGAUCGCGACUUACAACGACUGGCGGCUUAUCCCAGUGUAUUCCAACUGUAUACUUGCUUCGCUCAACUCAAGAGCAGACCUAAGAAGCACCCCUUCCCAGUCUGGCUCGCUUGA